AUGAAUACCGAAGGUGAGGGAUGGGGCAGGCGGGAGACCAAUUUCAACAUGUUGAGGUUGAGGUUGCGAGGUUGGGAAGACGGGGAUCGAGCUGAAAAGCGUAUUCUCUUCGUGCUGUCCGCCCGCUCUGACGAUUGA
Ectocarpus siliculosus is the source of this 138-nucleotide messenger RNA. The record is from the annotation of a GenBank genome assembly. NCBI's taxonomy places the organism in Eukaryota, Phaeophyceae, Ectocarpales, Ectocarpaceae.